Molecule: messenger RNA, 3854 nt
Organism: Syngnathoides biaculeatus (alligator pipefish)
Lineage: Eukaryota; Metazoa; Chordata; Actinopteri; Syngnathiformes; Syngnathidae
Gene: fam174b
Product: family with sequence similarity 174 member B
Exons: 3
Coding region: 689-1102 (137 amino acids)
Source: RefSeq, a predicted model, not a curated record
CGCCUAUUUAAAUACACUCUGGGCAUAUUUGUUCAAAUUUCAUGGCACUUGAAAUUUUGAGGUUUUCCAAAAUAUUUCGUCUUUUACCUGAUGGCCAUGGAACAAAUUAUCUAGUGUAUUUAUUUUCAUUUGGUGAUGUGAAGUCAGAUUAUUAUUUUUUUUUGUAAAUGUCACAUAAGUAAGUUUCUUUGGGCUUGUCCCUUUCGGGGUCGCCACAGCGUUUCUAUGUUUCGUAAAUUUCGUUCAGAUGUCGAGUGCUGACGCGAAACCGGUGACAUCAGUCGUGGAGGGGUUGUGUCAAUUCCGAGGCUCCCGUGAAAGCGUCACGGGGCUACGUACGUCACAGAGCGUGAACAAGAGGGGCCGGUUCUGCUGAGCGUUUCCGGAGGCGGAUAAUAAUCCCCAACCUUCCAAUUCCUAAUGCGAGCACGAAAGGCAUCGGCCCCCGACUCGCCGCUUUUUGGAAUGCAAUUCAACUUAUAAUAAAUUGAAAUUAAUUGUAGAUUUUGGACUCGUCGCGAUGUACAUUUUUGUGCGUCGUUUUCUUUAUUUUGUGAAAUAGCUAACCAAAAAAAAAAAAAAAAAGUCAAUCGUUUAUAAUGUGACAGCUGUCGCCGCGUAUGUAGUAUUUCCAUUUUUCGGAGGAGGGAGGGGGAUCAAACCAUCACCUGUAUCUCGUCGAGGCUCCAUGGCGACAUUUUAUUUGGCUCUCGCGAUCAUCGCGGCGGCGUUGUGGAGAGUCGGGGGUGAGCCCCGAACUCUGCCUUCCUCUCCUCCCUCGCCGUCGAACGCGACGUCGGCAGUGUCGUCGCCCGCCGGCCUCCGCAACGGCACCGGCAGCCGGGCGGCCGCGGGGCCCCCCGCCUGGGCCCUGACGACGCAUCUCCCCACGCUCAAAGUCAUCGUGAUUUGCACCUGCGUGUUGACGGGCGCCCUCAUCAGCUGCCUGCUCGCCAAAGUCCUCAGAUCCGGGAGGAGGAUCAGAAAAACCCGCAAGUACGACAUCAUCACGACGCCCGCAGAGCGAGUGGAGAUGGCCCCCCUGAACGACGACAACGAGGACGAGGACGACUCCACCCUGUUUGACGUCAACUACAGGUGAAUUCAGCGCCGACUCAAAUGUGACGGCGACGACGUUUCCCCUUCCGGAUGGAGACCCGCGUGACGAAUCCCCGUUUUUGUCACGUGGGAAUAACACGUUGAUCCGCAUUCGUGGUACACACACGCACACACACUGAUACCAUCUUCGUCAUAACUCUGAUGGAGAGCCGCUGGAAGCCAUGCGCAAAACACUAUCAACAAUUUGUACACGCAUUUUUUUUUUUUUUUUAAUUUGAUUUCCAUGGCAAAUAUGUCUACUAACCAGUCUUUUUGCGCACACAAGGCUCACUGUUAUUAGCAAUUGGGUAAGCCUUUAUUAUUAUUUUUUUUAUUAUACUAUAUGUGAUCUUUCUGAUUUACUGCAGUAGCUUGCAUAUCUGAAUAAUAGAAUUCUGUAAUAUUUUGUAGAGGACAUCUGUUUUGUGUUUAAGUCUGUUAUCCAUAUUUGAAGUUAUGAGCACAUCAAGGUUGUCUUUAGUAUUUUGAAUUCAAACAAAAAAUGUGAUUAAAUCAUUGCAAAGGGUGGUUGGUGCAAGAGUAUGAAUCCAGAGGUGUAAACCAUAGUGUUUAAAUACACAAAACUGUUUCGUGAUGGGCUUAUCCUCAUCGGGGUAAGACACAUUUGAGGAACUUUUCACUUUAGAACACAAACUGUGAACUGUGUAGUUUAUUGUUUGCCUGAUAGCAUCACUGCCGAUGUCAUUUUGAUCUUAUUUUCACAAUAUCACCCCAAAAAUGCCUGGGUGCGGUCAAAAGAAAUACUUUUUUUUAAAAUUAUUAUUAUUAUUAUUUUUUUAUUCAUCCAGGUCACGGUGAUCCGAAAAGUUAGAACCAAGUUUGGUUGUUUUCUUUAAUUUAUGAACUAAUUAUGAAUCAGAAAUCAUGCGUAAUGGGUUUUUCAACUCCUGUUCAUGUUUGGUAAUGGAAAAACGCUUGCAAUAUCUCAACUUUAUCAUUGAAAUGACGAUUUGAAAUUUUGUUACAAAUUAUCACAAAAAUUGUGAAAUUUGAUGGACAUGAUUUGCCCACGCGGGCCACAUAAAAUCAUGCGGCGGGCCGGAUCUGGCCCCCCGGGCCUUGAGUUUGACACCUCUGAUUUAAGCAAUACUAUUGUGCUUACAAUAUCUUCUUAAUCUGUAAGAGAAGCGAGUGAGAGCAAAAGUGAAGGCUUAAAAAUGUGAAUUCCUUCUAAUUUGAUAUUUGCUUCAGUUUAGUGAAUGUAUAUUCCCUAAAAUGUUUCAAUAAGUGAUUAUAAUUGAAUAAAUACAUUUGAAAAAAGCCGCUUUGUUUGAAGUACAAAGAGUCACACGUCCACCACUGCGUCGGCUCUGAAAACAUCAUUUUAAUAACUGAUCUUUAUUUGAUGGCAAAGCAUGUCUAUUCUAUGAAGUUGUUUCUUUGAUCAAAUUUCGAAUGCAUCAUCACAUCAGUGGACAUUUUGUGUCGCGUUUUUGAACAUACAAACAGAAGUACAAAGGUUGAAUGUCUGACAAAUCAUGUUUUGGAUUGUUUAUUAUUGAUUUUUUUUUUUUUCUUUUUUUAAAUACACAACCACUAUUCAUUCCAGUAUUGCCUCGCGGUCGAAUCGAUACCUGGAAUGUGCAGCGCAUGUAAAGUGGUUUUGCCCAACGAUGUCACGCUGGGAGAAAACCAAAAAUUGUUCAUCCAGUGAAUGUUUAGAGCUCGUGCGCCUUCGUCAUAAAAUCACGUGACUUUCGUUUACGUCGCCAUAUUGCCGGUCAAGCUAAGCAUUGCUCAAUGCUAAGUCGGUUGGAGACGACGCGAAAAUAUGUCUUGUAGCACGACGCCCAGAGUCUUGUCCGAUACCGUUAGACAUUUAGAAGGUGAAAAAAUUAGGCAUAGAGGACCCGUAUUUGAUGCCGAAGUCGAUGUAGCGUAGAAAAGUCUGGACGCAUACGAAUACUUUGUUCCUGGAUCUGUUCUCAUCAUAGUGACGGUUUUGACAGCUCGUGAACGCGGAAGUGUGUUCGGCCACACGUUAACCUUUGCUGGAAUCCAUCGAUCUUUUUAGCUAGUAAUCAAUACAAAAUGCCAAUAUUUAAACAAAUGACCAUUAACUAUGAUUGGGGAAAAAAAUUUAGCACAGGGAGUCGGCUCCUCCGUACACGGAAGCGUACUGCGGCCACACGCACACCUCCGUAAACCUCUCUCUCUCUUUUUUUUUUUUUUAAACACGCAUUGUUCUCAAAUGAGCCAAUUUGGCAUUAUAAAUACUUUUUGGUAAUUUGAGAUUAAGAAGAAUAAUUCCUACCUGAAAUGAAGCGAUCGCUAAACAGGGGUGUGUGUAUUUUGGUUGGGCAGCAUCCAUCACGUUUAAUUGCGGAAGUCCAUCAAUAUUUUCUGGUCUUUUCAGCUGGUAUUCCAUAGAAUGAUCUCUUUAAAUAUCUUCUCUCGUUUGUUGUGACAACCAACAGCACGACAGUUCUCGGGUAUUGUAAAUAUUCUCCUCCGGUUCAAUGUCGAGCAGCUCCGUUUGACCUGCAAUAUGGCGCCAUAAAAACGGCGACGUCACGUGCGCGAGCUCUAUAGUAGGAUUCCAUUUGACUCUGCGUACAGCAAACCUUCUUGUAUAACAAUCGGUUAUGACGUGUUCUUUUCGACGAGCGUGGCAAAUUCAAUGAAGCCUGUUAACGGAGUUUAAAAGGCCUUCGCGUUCCAGAAGAGGAUUUGAAGCGGCGCCACAAGGGCCUCCUCUGUUUCCAUGUCUGUGAAAUAAAAACACUUUGAACUGU